This is a messenger RNA of Silurus meridionalis, 1380 nucleotides long. It is a transcript of the gene nsdhl, whose product is annotated as NAD(P) dependent steroid dehydrogenase-like. Bases 244 to 1281 code for a protein of 345 amino acids. Gene Ontology annotation, molecular function: 3-beta-hydroxy-Delta5-steroid dehydrogenase (NAD+) activity. NCBI's taxonomy places the organism in Eukaryota, Metazoa, Chordata, Actinopteri, Siluriformes, Siluridae. Gene Ontology annotation, biological process: steroid biosynthetic process. The record is from RefSeq and is a predicted model, not a curated record. The transcript is spliced from 8 exons.
AACCCAGCAUGGUACACCCUAUGUAGUAGACUUAUAAAGGGAACACGGAGCCGUUUUGAGUUCAGAAAUUGUUUCGCUUCUUGUGGGUGCAAAAAGUACGUUGUGCGCAAACGAAUCGACUCCUUAAGCUGGUUCGGAUCUGACCGUGUUUGGACAGACUGAGUAACUCUCAGGGUUUUAAUGUAAAUAAGUUUGUGUAUGUCUGCACUAAACUACACCUGACUGAGCAGUUUUGUGUGAACAAUGGCAACGCGCAUCAGACCGAGCAGUAAAAGAUGUGCUGUCAUUGGCGGCUCUGGCUUUUUGGGGAGGCACCUCGUGGAACGUCUGGUGGAAAAAGGCUACUCAGUGGCUGUGUUUGAUAUUUCACAGAGAUACCAGGUUCCUGGAGUCACAUUUCACCAAGGAGACUUGUGUGACAAACAGGCUUUGCUCAAAGUCCUGAAGGACGUGUCACUGGUGUUUCACUGUGCUUCUCCUUCACCGGCCUGUGAUGACCGACAACUCUUUUGGAAAGUUAACGUUGAAGGCACACGCACUGUUAUUCAGGCUUGCCAAGAGGCUGGGGUGCAGAAACUUAUCCUAACCAGCAGUGCCAGUGUGGUUUUUGAAGGAACCGACAUCAAGAAUGGAAAGGAAGAUUUGCCUUAUGCAAAAAGACCGAUUGAUUAUUACACUGAGACCAAAAUUCACCAGGAGAAGGUAGUCUUGGAGGCAUGCAGUAAAGAAAAAGAUUUCCUCACUGUGGCAAUUCGUCCUCAUGGGAUCUUUGGCCCGCGAGACCCCCAGCUUGUGCCCAUCCUUGUAGAUACAGCUCGCAAAGGCAAAAUGAAGUUCAUUAUUGGAGAUGGUACAAACCUAGUGGACUUUACCUAUGUGGAGAAUGUAGUCCAUGGUCACAUCCUAGCUGCUGAACAUCUGAAAGCAGAUUCCCCACUUUGUGGAAAGGCGUAUCAUAUAACCAAUGAUGAGCCGAUCCGUUUUUGGGAUUUCAUGUCCCAGGUGUUGAUUGGAUUAGGCUACGAUGCCCCUCGCUACCACCUUCCCUACUCUCUUGUUUAUGGAAUCGCCAUGCUGCUAUGGAUGAUCACCUGUCUACUGCGUCCCCUGGUCAACAUUAAGCCCACUUUUACGCCCAUGCGUGUGGCACUGGCUGGCACUCAUCACUACUACAGCUGUUGGCGUGCCAAGCAAGACAUGGGCUAUCAGCCAGUGGUGAAGCUGCAAGAGGCCAUAGCACGAACUGUAGCCAGUUACCCACAUCUGAGAAAAGAAGGUUAAUAUUUUAUAGGAGCUGCAGUGUGGACUGUGUGGAGUACAUUUUGGUUGAUGCUGAAUUGUUCCUGUUUAAAUGUGAAUAAAAAAAAAAAAUUACUUCUA